Morone saxatilis (striped sea-bass) is the source of this 2772-nucleotide messenger RNA. RefSeq names its product monocarboxylate transporter 12-B-like. Gene Ontology annotation, biological process: transmembrane transport; monocarboxylic acid transport. NCBI's taxonomy places the organism in Eukaryota, Metazoa, Chordata, Actinopteri, Moronidae. Bases 12 to 1406 code for a protein of 464 amino acids. Gene Ontology annotation, molecular function: monocarboxylic acid transmembrane transporter activity. The record is from RefSeq and is a predicted model, not a curated record. The transcript is spliced from 8 exons.
UGGCUGGAGCGAUGGCGGUCACCAAGGAGGAGAAGUUUGAAGGAGGCAGACAGGCAUCGGGGGCCACAACCCCGCCGGAAGGUGGCUGGGGCUGGAUGAUCGUCGCUAGCUGUUUCCUCGCCACCAUCUGCAUCCGGGCAGUGACCAGAUGUGUUUCCAUGUUCUUUGUGGAGUUCCAGCUGCACUUCGAGAAGGAUUAUUCCUCCACCGCAUGGAUUCACAGUCUGAUCGACUCGACCACCAUGCUUUGUGCUCCUCUGGGUGGUUUCCUUGGGAACCAUCUCUCCUGCAGAGGUACAGUGAUCCUCGGGGGUCUGCUGUCUUCUACUGGUCUGGUCCUCAGCUCCUUCGCUUCCAGUCUUGAACAUCUAUACGUCUCCCUGGGCAUCGUGACAGGUCUUGGCUUUGCUCUUAGCUACACACCAGCCAUAGCGAUGGUUGGAAGGUACUUCAAUGAGAGGAAAGCUCUGGCCUAUGGCAUCGCCCUGUCUGGUACUGGCAUUGGGACCUUCAUCCUGGCUCCUGCAGUCCAACUGCUUAUAGAGUAUUACUCCUGGAGAGGAGCUUUGCUCGUCCUGGGAGGAUUUGUUUCCAACCUGUGUGUCUGUGGUGCUCUGAUGAGGCCGCUGGAACCAAAGGGAGGUAAAAGGAUGUUGGAGAAAGAUAUGGCAAACCUGGAGAAAGACUGCAUCACAGUUAACACCAAAACUUUGUCCAGAUGUCACAGUGUUUGUCUCGAGUUCAGGGAGGAGUUUGGAUUUCUCAUGUUACCCGACUUCUUGAUUCUGUCGGUGUCCCUCCUGUUUCUGGCAUAUGGCUGCAGCGCUCCAUUGGUUUACCUGGUUCCUUACAGCCUCAGUGUGGGAGUGGGGCACCAGCAGGCUGCCUUCCUAAUGUCUAUAUUUGGAGUUAGCGGNNAUGCAAGCCCAAUACUGAUAAAUCUCCUUUCCUCCAGGUGUCUGAAGAAGUAUCGCAUGCUGAGCUACAUUGUGGCAAUAGGCCUGGAGGGGCUCUGCUGUAUGUUUAUCCCCCUCCUUCACUCCUUCUCCCUCCUGGUCCCAUUUUCCAUAUUCUACGGGUACUUUGACGGGGCGUAUGUUGCGCUCAUCCCAGUGGUGACCUCUGAUGUGGUUGGCUCCACCUACCUGACCUCCGCUCUGGGUGUGGUCUACUUCCUACAUGCUAUCCCCUACCUGGUCAGCCCACCAAUAGGAGGUUGGUUAGUUGACAGUACAGGAAAUUACACAGCCACCUUCUUCCUCAGCGGGGCUUCCUUCAUGUUCAGCUCUGUGGUUCUAGCAUCUGCCCUGUUAGUCAGACGCUGCCAGAGGUCCAAGUCUAACUCAACUGCACAUUUAAGUCCCAAUCACAUUACUCCUGCUGCAUCUCAGCAGGGCAUCAUAUGACAGUGCCACUCAAGAUGCCGCUCCUCCAUCUGCACAGAAGUGCACCUCCCCAUGAUGUGCAUCAUACGACGCCUAUCUGUUUUGAACUUAAGAUUCAGAGUUCAGGCUCAACAAGAGCCGUGCCCAGAAGAACCUGUGCUGUUUUAUUUUUAAGGAAGCAAUGUUGUGACUUUGAGAUGCACAGAUUAAGUUAUAAUGACUUGUUAUUUCUGUUGUUUAAUGUGGAUAUUUUGUUUUCUAAAACCAAAAUGCUUUCUUACUUAAAGGGCCAGUGUUUAAUAUUUAGGAGAAUUAUUUGGCAGAAAUGCAAUUUAAUAUUCACAUUUAUGUUUUCAAUAAUGUAUAAUCACUUUACAUUGGCCAUUUUUUACUAAGCCAUUAGAUGGGGGGGCAGAGAAAACUCAAAGGAUAAUUUAAGAAAUUGACUGAUAAAAAAAUCCAACUGGAAUUGCCUGUUACAGUGUCUUUUUGUAACUGUUUAGUUAGUUGCACCCUGUAGUUAAAUCCUGUAGGACCGUCAGAAACAAAAAGCCACAUUUGCAUGGCGGUGUCCGGGUUUGUGCUGUAUUAAUGAAUACAGUAGUAGUGACACGUAACCUGGAAAAUGUCUUUAUUCACCAACUUACAACACAAACCACCUUUCUAAGACACGUGUGAGAGAUGCGUAAUGGAUAAAAAUAACCCAAGAAAUAAAAGAUGACUUGAAUGAGCCCAUUAAUGGCCUGUUUGAGUCAUGCUCCUAAGGAUCUCUGAAAAAAAAUUCCUCUUUCCAUAUUGUGAAUAAUAAAUGUGUAUAAUUUUGACUUAUUGUAAUAAUUAUUUGACCUACUUUUACAUUUUUCAUCACAUCCUGUCCGACCAAAUUAUCGUACAUAUCAUUGAUGGGGUCUUAGAUUUUCUUCAAUGAUUUUAGUUCAUGUAGAAGGGUCUCUACCACCCCACAUACAUAGCAGUAGACUCAGUCAUUUAGGCAAUGUGCGCAGUGUAUGUCCCGCCUAAGGACAGCGCAACGUGGAACAGUGGACUCGCUGCUCACACCAGGUGGAUUCACACAUUGGACGCGCUGAUUUUUUCUUCAGUUCAAAUUCUUUACCAUCACUGAUGGUUCACCAAGACUUGGAGUAGAAGAGCACCACGUCUGUGAGGACAUGGACAUGGUAAUUUAACUAUGCUUUUAAUAUAUGCUUUAUUUUUACAGUUACCUUGCCUGUAAAAUUAUACUGGUCCGAUGUAACGUAGUUAAUGGCUUUAUUUGCUGUCUGUGCUGAAAGUGUCAUUAUGGCAAGCCAAGUUAGCUCUCCUUACAGGACACUGUUUUUUUAUUGCAGCCAAUGGAGCUCCCUCUACUGGCUUUUACAUAGAAUGC